Molecule: messenger RNA, 4380 nt
Organism: Danio aesculapii
Lineage: Eukaryota; Metazoa; Chordata; Actinopteri; Cypriniformes; Danionidae
Product: alanine aminotransferase 2-like
Exons: 11
Coding region: 162-1811 (549 amino acids)
Biological process (GO): biosynthetic process
Molecular function (GO): L-alanine:2-oxoglutarate transaminase activity; pyridoxal phosphate binding
Source: RefSeq, a predicted model, not a curated record
UGAUGUACAGUCCAAAGGUCUCCCAGAGUGGAUCUUGGAAGGUUGAGCUGCGCGCGUUACGACAAAACGUGCGCAGAUAUAACCAAAGAUUAAAUACGAAAAACCUCAGUUUUUACCUCAUAAACAUUUUGUAACCCCUUUUAAAGAAAACACUAUUUGAAAUGUUGUCUAAGAGAAGCUUGAGGGUUUUAAAAUGGGGGAGAUGUGAGGCGGCUUACGCGGCGGUGUACCCCAAGGUUCCUGACUGGGUUCUCAACUUUUCUCCGCUGCCUUCCCUUUCUUCUCCCCAUAGGGAUCUUUCUGCUUUCCCGGCGGCCCAAAGCGAGCAUCUACAGCAGAAGAUGUCUGAAAACGGAGCGAUACCCCGGCAGGGGAAAGUGCUGACUGUUGACACCAUGAACGCAAACGUGAAGAAAGUGGACUACGCGGUGCGGGGACCAAUCGUCCAGCGAGCGGUGCAGAUCGAGAAGGAACUCAAAGAGGGGGUCAAGAAGCCCUUCGAUGAGGUCAUUAAAGCAAAUAUCGGAGAUGCUCACGCUAUGGGACAACGGCCAAUCACCUUCUUCCGACAGGUGAUGGCGCUGUGUACUUAUCCACAGCUACUUGAUGACAACAAGUUUCCAGAGGAUGCCAAAAACAGAGCCAGGCGUAUUUUGCAAUCAUGUGGAGGGAAUAGCAUCGGUGCUUACACAACCAGUCAGGGCAUCGACUGUGUGCGGCAGGAUGUGGCCAAAUACAUCGAGCGGCGGGACGGCGGCAUCCCGUCUGAUCCGGACAACAUCUACCUCACCACAGGAGCCAGCGAUGGCAUCGUGACCAUUCUGAAGUUGCUGACCGCUGGAGAAGGUCCUUCACGCACUGGAGUGAUGAUCUCUAUCCCUCAGUAUCCUCUGUACUCUGCGUCUAUAGCAGAGCUGGGGGCCGUUCAGGUCAAUUAUUACCUGAAUGAGGAGAAGUGCUGGAGUCUGGACAUCAGUGAACUGCAGCGCUCUCUACAGGCGGCCAGAAAACACUGCAACCCACGAGUCCUGUGCAUCAUCAACCCCGGAAACCCCACCGGUCAAGUACAAAGCAGACAGUGUAUUGAAGAUGUAAUCCAAUUUGCAGCCAAAGAAAACCUCUUCCUAAUGGCUGAUGAGGUCUAUCAGGACAAUGUGUACGCCAAGGGCUGUGAGUUUCACUCCUUCAAGAAAGUGCUGUUUGAGAUGGGUCCAGAGUACUCCAAAAAAGUAGAGCUGGCAUCAUUUCACUCCACUUCCAAGUGCUACAUGGGAGAGUGUGGUUUUCGAGGCGGAUACAUGGAGGUCAUCAACAUGGAUUCGGAUGUGAAAGCUCAGCUCACUAAGCUGGUGUCGGUGCGCUUGUGUCCUCCUGCGCCAGGACAAGCCCUAAUGGAUCUGGUGGUCAACUCUCCUCAGCCUGGAGAACCAUCCUACCAGACCUUCAUGCAGGAGCGGACGGGCGUACUCAGUGCCUUGGCUGAAAAAGCCAAACUGACGGAGCAGAUUCUGAACACAGUGCCAGGCAUCAGCUGUAACCCAGUGCAGGGAGCCAUGUACUCUUUCCCCCGAAUCACCCUGCCUGAGCGCGCCAUCAGCGAAGCCAAGGCGAAGGGUCAGGCUCCAGACAUGUUCUACUGCAUGAAACUUCUAGAAGAGACCGGCAUCUGUCUCGUUCCUGGCAGUGGUUUCGGGCAAAGAGAAGGCACUUAUCAUUUCAGGAUGACCAUUCUUCCUCCAACUGACAAACUCAAGCUGAUGCUCAACAAACUGAAGGACUUUCAUCAGAGAUUCACCCAGCAGUAUUCCUGACCCCGAUAAUCUCGACUAGUUUAAGAUCUCCUGCCACCACCGACUGACCAAACGUGCCACAUUUCUCAAUGAUCGGUCAGAAUGUGGCCAAAUAAUCACUCGAGGCCUUGAUGGACACUAAUCUGCACAUUUGCCACUGGAUAAUUUUACGCCUUCUAGUUAAAGACGAAUGACUAUUAAGAUCCACCUUUUUCCGCAAACGACAACUUCCAGUUUGGGGAACUUUUGUGAAAAUAAACUGAAACAAAUCACUUUAGGUUAUAAUGUUACGCUAGAAAUGCUCGAUAUGCGUAGUUAAAAGUCAGAAUCAUGCUUUACAUUUAAUGUGACAUUAGUAUGUUCAAGAACUGGAAAAUGCUGAAUAUUGAGUUGUGGGCGGGGCUUUCUUAUUGUGCAUCAUUCCCUCAUAGCAAACUAACGGUAAGAGGGGCGUGGCUAAGAAUAUUGCCGUCAAACUGACAUCAUCAGAGAAGGACCGCCUCUCCAAACGCAGAAGCAAACUCUGAUUUGAUUGAAGAUUACCAAAACAAACUGUUAAAUGUUCGCCUAAAGAAUAACAAUGUUCGCUAGCAAAAUAAACACUGCAAAUUUUGAUUUCACGCAGACUUUAAGCAUAUUUGUGGUCAAAAAAUGCGCUUUUAAGUAUUGAUGUUUUGUUCCUCCGGGUAAUUUCUUAUUAUAUUCCCUCUACAGUACAGUAAUAUUCAAAAUAUUUCUGUAAUAUUGUGCAUAUUCACAAUCUUCUCAAAGUAAUUUGUUAAUUCUAAUAAUUUGAUGGAUGAACUGUGGGGGAAAUAAAGACAUCUAAUUGUAUACAUUUUUUUUAUAAUGCGAUUGUUUAUAGUUGACAAAACUACUCCCAUUAUUAAUGCAAAGCAUAAUGGAGUUUGGGAAAAAGGUGGAUAAAACUAUUGUUGUGGACUUGAUUUUAAAUACUGUGGAGAUUUAUAGCAAAUACUAUAGUAUUUAUGUACAACACUAUAGUAAAUUACUUGAAUUAAUCUGGUACAGUUGCUAUGGUAAUACAACAACUAUAUUAAUAUAGACAAAUUAGCCAAUUUGUUGCAUUAUUUUCAGACUAAGUUGUAUGCUACAGUAUUUAUUACAGUUAAUCAGUUCACUAUACCCACAUAGCAAAAUUUAUCUGGCCCACACAAUCAGCUUUUGCUUAGACCACAGUGAAUUACUGUAAAUGAUUGGACCAAGUCUGGCUUCCAUACAAGGGCCAAACAUGGACCAUAUCUGGGCCAAGUCUCAGCCAAGUUAAUAACCCAUAAUUGGGCCAGAUAUGUUGGUGUGUCAUGGUAGAAUUUUUGUCUUUACUCAAAAAUAAUUUAAAUGUAUUUUAAAAGUGGGUCAAUAGGCUGAACUUACGUGGCCCAAAUUUUUUACAUCUGGGCCAAAUACUACAUUUGAUAUGGCCCAAGUCUUAUAUGCCGCCUUAAAGAUGAUACCUCUGCCAAACCUGGGCCAUGUUUGGCCCACAUGCUGUAUGCUAGUGCCGGACAAAUGCCUGCCCAUAUAGCAAAAUCUCUCUGGCCCAGAUCUGGCCCACACAAUCAGCCCACAUGCCACAGUGAAUUAGGGUACAUGAUUGGACCAAGUCUGACUACUGUACAAAAGCCAAACAUGGACCAUAUCUGGGCCAAGUCUCAGCCAAGUUAAUAACCCAUAAAUGGGCCUGAACUGGGCCAGAUAUGUUGGUGUGUCACGACUGCAAUGAAUUUGAUAAACCCAUGCAUUCGAUUUAUGGCCGUGGUUUUUCUUGAAGCGACCUGAUUGGUCAUAUUUUUUCUUUACUCAAAAAUACUUUUAAUGUAAUUUAAAAGUGGGUCAAGAUAGGCCAACUUACGUGGCUCACAUAUAAUUUUUUAACAUCUGGUCCAAAGACUACAUUUGAUCUGGCCCAAGUCUUAUCUGCCGUCUUAAAGAUGCUGCCACCUCUGCCAAUCCCAGGCCAUGUUUGGCCCACAUGCAGUGCCAGACAAAUGUCUGCUGUGCCAGCUUUAUGCCAAAUCUGGACCAGAAGUCUUUGCUACCUGUGUGGUGUGUCAGCUUUUUGCCAAAUCUGGGCCAGAAUUCUUAGCCACCUGAGUAGUUAAUACUGCUGUAACUGCCAUAAAUACUACUAAUAAUAGGCUAUAUACUGUAUGAAGCAUAAAACAUCUUACUAUAGUACUUACUGUAAAUGACUAUAGUAUUUUUAUCAUGUGGUUCUUUCUGUACAUCUCAAAAUGUCUUGAUGUGUUGGGUAAAGUUAAGUUUUUAAAGUAAUACUACAAUUGAGUCACAAAGAAUUAUAUGUUAUCAACCUCUUUUAUAAACUAGGCUUAAAAUUGUAAUAUAUUACUGUUAAAAGUAUCGUUUCCCAGCAUUGUUUAUAUGACGUACGUCAGUGUGGUCGGCUACCAAAUGAAAACAAUGGGCAUUCACGUGACUUGAUUUCGCGCUGUUUUCCAUUCAGCGCUUUUUGGUUGUAAUUAUAAAAUACGAUACAACAUAAUUCCUGUAUGUGUGUGUAAAUAAGAGAUUGAUUAAAUGGCUUAUAUAAAACCAUGUAGUAGAUGAA